UUACUUGGCAUUGUUUUGGUUAGACACGGGCAAGGUUUUUUGUCAACUCACGAAUCAUGGAGAACUAACUGGCUAGUCGGAGCGGAAUAUCUGGACAGGUCUGCCUGUAACCACUAAUUCUUUCAGAAAUGGAUGACGAUGUUACAAUUGAGGACGAGGGUGGACCAGAAAUACAGACUAUUCACCCUGAAAAUCAGGAUUUAAGUUUCCUGCAACAAACUCUUGGCCCAGUGUUGGCAGAAUAUGGAUGGUAUCUGCUGUUUAUGUUUGUGGGGGUCUACUUGCUGGUCCAGCACCUAAGCAAGAGGAAAGCUAGCCAGGGACCGAGUAACUCGGCUUCUGGGGUGGUACAAGAUCCAGAUGAAGUGGUGAAGAGACAACAGGCACUGGAGGCAUCCAGGAGAAGAAUGCAGGAGGAACUGGAUGCCAAGGCAGCCCUAUUCAAGGUGAAACAGCAACAGCUGGAGGAGGAGAAGAGACAACAGAAAAUUGAGAUGUGGGAGAGCAUGAAAGAGGGGAAGAGUUACAAAGGAAAGUCAAAGAUAGCUCAGAACUCUGAAGAGGCAUCAACAUCAACUACAGUGUUGAAACCAAAAACAGAUAAGAAGCCCCUACGGAGCAGUGGCUUUAAUCCCCUGAGCGGUGAGGGAGGCGGAUCGUGUACAUGGAGACCAGGAAGAAGAGGGCCGUCAGCUGGAGGUGGAUGAGGUUAAAUAAGGUCAAGAGCUACAGGCUCAGGGUAGAUGCCACCCCUUCACCAUAGGUCUGCGAUCAGAUUACCUAACCUAUUAGAAGGGUGAAGAAAAUAUCUGACCCUGCAUCAGUGGUGAUGGUGGACUGUCCCAGCUUCUAGAAAGAAAUUGUAUGUUGUCAGAUUCACCUUUAUUUGUUAAGUACAUUCACACAUUUUACUUGAUGUAAAAUGACCGACUCUGUAUCUCUCUAGUUGUGUGGCAUUAACACACCAUGCUAAUCAUGAUGCUAGAUUGAGAUACUGUUGGUACAUCGUAUGAUGUCAGUCUAGAAGAUGGGCUGGUGGUGCCUACUCUGAGGUGACCUGUGAACUCUGACCUUUGACCCCUAACCUGUCAGAAGUACACUCCCAGUGACCUACUGAAGGAAGCUGCCAGCAACCUCAAAGCCCUCUCAAUCAUCAGGAUACAUCAGUCUGUUGUUUUCAUCCAUUACAGUUGGGUAAUUUUCUCUACUGUAUAUUUCACAUUUGUUUUCCUUAAUAGUCUUAGCAUUGUUCAAAGUCCAUUGUGUUAAUACUUGAAAACAAUUUUUUGUUUUACUGCUUUUGCGCCACUUAAUUGUAAACCAAUGUAAAAAAAAAUAUUUUGACUGAUUUUGACUUAAAGGACACUUGAGAAGGCUUUCUGAGUAUGACAGUUUCUAAUGACGCUAUUCCCAUAAAUGGCACUUGUGCCAGUGGGUUUUGCUGAUUACUUUCAGAGUCACAGUGUAUGUUAUUUAAUUUUUUUUCUAGUUUACUUUCUCCUGUAAUAAACAUAAAAAAUUCUGCUGCCUGCCAAGGCUUCAUGUUGCAAUAGUUGAUGCUAGACAAGUGGCUUUAGUGCCACUGUGCCCCAUAGCAGUCUUUAUACUGUGUAUUGUAACAUAAAUCAGAUGUAACUUUAGCCAUCGCUAUUAGUAAUGGAGAAUCAAUGCUUAUCAAGCAAUUCAAGUUACUGAAAUUCUGACUGCCUCUUUUUUCCAUUAUUGGGAUAAAGAAACUGUGAUGCACAUUUUUCGAAAUAAAUAUGUUAAAUAAAUUGUC
Molecule: messenger RNA, 1780 nt
Organism: Esox lucius (northern pike)
Lineage: Eukaryota; Metazoa; Chordata; Actinopteri; Esociformes; Esocidae
Gene: selenos
Product: selenoprotein S
Exons: 6
Coding region: 129-707 (192 amino acids)
Biological process (GO): retrograde protein transport, ER to cytosol; endoplasmic reticulum unfolded protein response
Cellular component (GO): endoplasmic reticulum membrane; Derlin-1 retrotranslocation complex; Derlin-1-VIMP complex
Source: RefSeq, a predicted model, not a curated record